GUAAAGCUUCAUGAAACAACAUGACUGCACUCCAUAUCAAAACCAGGAACUACAGCUCCUCUGCUUUGAACGAUGGAGCAAAGUACAAGUGAAUCCCCUCAAAAAACAUUUACCUGCCAAUUGUGUGGUUUAAGUAGUCCUUUUACGUACUACGGCCAGAAACCACCAAACACCAGAGCCAUUGUGUUGCUAGAGGAGUGUUUUGUGACCAAGGACCCCUUCUGUCCGGACAAGGAAAAGUUUCUUAUUCUGGGUUCAAACUGCAGCCUGUGCAGCCAGUGUGUCUGUGUUGGAUCGGACUGCAGUCUCUUCUACACCAAGAGGUUCUGCAUGCAGUGUGUGAACAAGCACUUGGACCAGUUUCCCCAUCAGAUUCAGGCUGAGCUGGCCAAGAAGAGGCAGAGCUCCCAGACGGCCGUCUCAUGACACCGGGCAAGAGGUCCUUAACCUGCUCACCCAUCUAAGACCAAAUCUGAAUAACUUAUGGUCGUAAAGCACCAAAUGUGUUUAAGUGCUUUUCCAGCACUUCAGAUCAAACACCAGACUUUCAAAACACCAUACAGGAAAACACAACUUCCUGGACUUUAUUAGCAUAGCUCUGGGUUAUUAUUCUUUUGGCAGAAAAUGAACACAUACAUUAAAAACUGAGGCUGCUGUAUUA
Messenger RNA from Thunnus maccoyii (southern bluefin tuna), 661 nucleotides. It is a transcript of the gene cdpf1, whose product is annotated as cysteine rich DPF motif domain containing 1. The transcript has 3 exons. The coding region runs from base 73 to 426 and encodes 117 amino acids. NCBI's taxonomy places the organism in Eukaryota, Metazoa, Chordata, Actinopteri, Scombriformes, Scombridae. The record is from RefSeq and is a predicted model, not a curated record.